AAUGUAAAAACCAUAGCUCAAUUCCUCAGCCGCCACAAAUGGCAGCGCUGCCGGCUGCAAGGAUUGCCGCUUUCGAGAGGCCCUUCACGUAUGUAGGUAUCGACUAUUUUGGCCCAUUGCUUGUCAUCGUGGGAAGAAGGCGAGAAAAGAGAUGGGGCGUUCUAUUUACAUGUCUAACGCUUCGCGCUAUACACAUCGAAGUUGCCCACAGCUUAAAUACCAGUUCCUGUAUCAUGGCGAUACGCAACUUUAUAUCACGACGCGGCUAUCCCAGGGAGAUAUUCUCGGACAACGGCACCAAUUUCAAGGCAUCUGAAAAAAUAAUUAGCGAGAGUCUGAAAAAUAUCGAUUUGAAUGGUAUCGCCUCAUCUUUCGACCGAGUAAAAUGGAGAUUUAAUCCACCAAGCACCCCCCAUAUGGGUGGUGCAUGGGAAAGGCUUGUGAGAUCAGUGAAGACUGUGCUUUAUGAAAUACUACCUUCAACAAGUUUCAGCGAUGAAAGCUUGCGAAGUGCAUUGAAUGAAGUAGAAUUUAUCCUGAACGCCCGCCCGCUUACAUUUGUUUCUUUGGAAAAUUGCUUGCUGAUUGGGUCAUCGGAUGGCUACAGGCCAAUAUGUAGCGACACCGUCAAUCUGCGUCAACGUUGGCAAUUGACCCAACAAUUCGCUGACCGCUUUUGGCAUCGAUGGGUGAAGGAAUAUAUACCGGUCAUCUCUAGACGUACCAAGUGGUUCACAAAACAACGCCCAGUACGUAUUGGCGAUGUCGUGGUAAUUGCAGACCAAGACCUGCCGAGGAACUGCUGGCCGAAAGGCAGAAUUGUAGAUGUGGUAAAAGCGAAGGAUGGCCAAGUUCGGAGCGCUAUGGUAGAAACCAAAUCAGGCAUUCUUCAUCGACCGAUUGCAAAAGUAGCGGUGUUAGAUGUCGGUACCUAG
Anastrepha obliqua is the source of this 935-nucleotide messenger RNA. RefSeq lists its product as uncharacterized. Gene Ontology annotation, biological process: DNA integration. The record is from RefSeq and is a predicted model, not a curated record. The transcript has a single exon. Gene Ontology annotation, molecular function: nucleic acid binding. Lineage: Eukaryota; Metazoa; Arthropoda; Insecta; Diptera; Tephritidae. Bases 39 to 935 code for a protein of 298 amino acids.